Molecule: messenger RNA, 879 nt
Organism: Sphenostylis stenocarpa
Lineage: Eukaryota; Viridiplantae; Streptophyta; Magnoliopsida; Fabales; Fabaceae
Source: the annotation of a GenBank genome assembly
AUGCUGAGGUUCCACUUCACCGCACUCUUUGCUUCCAAAGCCUCGCCUUAUCCUCUCUCUGUUUCCGUUUCUAGAGCAAUUCGCAACCCCACAAGGGUCAGAUCGCAAAUGGCUUCUUUCUCCUCUUCCUCUUCCUCCAAGCUUUUGUUCCGCCAGCUCUUUGAGAAGGAGUCCUCCACCUACACCUACCUUCUCGCUGAUACCUCUCAUCCAGAUAAACCAGCACUCUUGAUUGACCCGGUUGAUAGGACAGUAGAUAGAGACUUGUCGCUUAUUGAGCAACUGGGGUUGAAGCUUGUGUAUGCCAUGAACACACAUGUGCACGCGGAUCAUGUCACUGGGACUGGCCUUAUCAAGAGCAAAGUUCCUGGAGUAAAAUCUGUUAUUUCAAAAGCAAGUGGUGCAACGGCGGACCUUUAUGUGGAGCCAGGUGAUAAGGUCCAUGUUGGUGACCUUUUUCUAGAAGUCCGUGCAACUCCCGGUCAUACCAAAGGUUGUGUUACCUAUGUUACUGGAGAUGCACCUGAUCAACCUCAACCAAGAAUGGCAUUCACUGGAGAUACCCUAUUAAUACGUGGAUGUGGAAGGACAGAUUUUCAGGGUGGGAGUUCAGAGCAGCUUUACAAAUCAAUCCAUACACAGAUUUGUACACUACCCAAGAGUACGUUAAUCUAUCCAGCUCAUGACUACAGAGGAUUCACUGUAAGCACUGUUGGAGAGGAGAUGCAACACAAUCCACGCCUAUCAAAGGAUGAGGAAGCUUUCAAGAACAUCAUGGAAAAUCUUAACCUGCCAUAUCCUAAAAUGAUUGACAUAGCUAUGCCAGCUAAUAUGGUUUGCGGAAUCCAAACCAGUCCAAAACAAGCUGAGUCAUUGUAA